Messenger RNA from Psylliodes chrysocephalus, 3876 nucleotides. The record is from the annotation of a GenBank genome assembly. Lineage: Eukaryota; Metazoa; Arthropoda; Insecta; Coleoptera; Chrysomelidae.
GUUGAGGUGAGAAUAAGUGAUGUGUAUUGACGAUAGUCGCGGGCGGAAAGAAAAUACCUUAAUGGCGGAAAGUGUUAAAUUUAAUUCAUUCCUGUUUAACUCUAGCUAGUUUUUUCUGGAUAAAAGUUGUUAAAUAAAGCUCUUUUAUUGUUAACAUUUUUGUUAUUAUUACCCUUUAUGGAUUAUGAUCAAAUAUCAUCCCUCGGACGUCUGAUUUACGUCCCCAGGACGUCCCGCAAAGGUCCCUAUGACAUCCUUUUGGAAUGUCCCAGAGACGUCCUCAAGGGACGUCCCAAAGAUGGACGGAAACGUGACAUUAGGACGUCCAUUGGACGUCCGAUUGACGUCCCGAUACCAAAAAAGGACGUCCCUCGGACGUCCUUUAUGUCCCUGAAGGACGUCUUUUAGACGACCAUAAGACGUCCGUGUGCUAUGUGGGAUUAUACUCUUCAUAGUUCAACAGACUCCCACUUAAACCCACCAUUUAAAUUCAGAUUGUUUUUCAAAAUCAUUAUAAUAGGCCCCAUCCGCUUAGCAAGCUUGAUUUUUACUAAACAUUUUCAUGUUGAUAUAGUUUUUCUUUUUUGAUUUUUUUUUUAAUUUCAUCCUCCCUUAUCCCCUAAUUUUAAUUCAAAAUCAAUAGACUUCGUCCGCUUAUAGAGCUUCAUUUUUGAGUUAGUUGGUACAGGCUGCACAUAAAACUGAAGAGGCCCUGUUGUAGUCCUAAAGUACACCACUUAUCAAAAAUUAGAAAUAUGCUUAAUAUUAGACUGAAAAAUUUCUGCUGCAUCUUAUUUUUUAAUAUAGUUCAUUCGUUUAAAAUUAGCUGUCCAUUGACCUGAUAAAGCGUUAAAACGUUCGCUUAUACUUAUAAAAAGUUUUUAAUUAAAAUUAUGAUCCCUCUUUGUAUCUGCCUAAUGUACAAAUUUGUAUCUGAAGCCGGUACUGGCUUGCUACUAGUGUAGUUACAGGGGUGUAUAGUCUAUUGCCUAACAACUAGGGGCUUUUGAUGCUCCUCUUGUGUACGUUAUUUCACUAGUUGUUUAAUGGAAUAAUGUUGAUUUUAUUGAAACGUCAAAUUUCUGCAUAAUAUUUUUGAUAAGCUGAUAUUUAUGAAAUAUAUGAUAGUUGAUGAAAGAUGAUUUUUAAAAAGAACGCGAACUAAUUUAAUGCUGGAAAUUGUGGUUAUGCACAAAUUUUAUAUACUUUAUUUUUAAUUAAUUAUGUAGGUUUAUAUAAUAGCAAAGUAACAAACAAAAAACUUAUAGGUAUUUUAAACUAGUGGAAUUUUAAUUGGUUGUUAAUGGAAUAAUUGAAUACACGAUUACAACUCAACUUGGCAAAAAAAAAUGAUCGAUCAAGCAAUUACAUUACUAAAAAUAAGAACGGACAGCGAAGCAACGUACGAAGAAGCAGCUCGUCUAACCUCCGAAGCCCAAGAAGAUGAAUACGAAGACGAAUUCUGCAUUUACCACGACCUCCCGCCACCUCCAGACGGCGGUUAUGGCUGGGUGGUGGUCUUCGCCUCCUUCAUGUGUAACAUGAUCGUCGAUGGAAUCGCCUACACGUUCGGCAUCUUCCUCUUUCAGAUCGUCGACUACUACGACGAAACCAAAGGCAAGACUGCGUGGGUGGGAUCUCUGUUAUCGGGGAUGUACUUAAGCGCCGGGCCCCUAGUGAGCGCACUGACAAACAAAUUCGGUUGCCGCGCGGUAUGCAUAAGCGGCAGCAUCAUUUCAACAAUAGCUUUCGUGCUAUCGAUAUUCAGUCCGACCGUUAAUUGGUUGAUGUUGACUUACGGGUUCAUCGGGGGAUUGGGAUUCGGGUUGAUUUAUCUACCGGCUGUGGUUUGCGUGGGAUAUUACUUCGAGACCAAAAGAUCUUUAGCGACUGGUAUAGCAGUUUGCGGUUCAGGUGUUGGUACUUUUGCUUUCGCUCCUCUAGCAACGAUACUCUUGGAAAAUUACGGUUGGCGAGGAGCUAAUUUAAUACUAGCGGGGUUGAUACUUAAUUGCGUUAUAUUUGGAGCCUUAAUGCGACCUCUGGAAUACCCGAAAGACAACGGAGAGACGCCGUUAUUGCAAAGAAUGGCCGAGGAAAGAAAAUUAGCGAUGGAGCGCGGCAGUAUAGGCGGUUCUUACUUCAUGGUGCAGCUACCGGAUGGGACGAUGGAGAAGAGGCAGAAGCAACCGCUGAAUAGAGACCCGGGAGUGCAUUCCAGCUUAGCUUUAGAUCAACUGGCGGCUGGUAGUAAUAUAGCUGGUAUCCCAACAGUGCCUACUCUUCCGACCAUCACCGAAGCUAGGGCUAUCGAGCAUAGCGGUAGUUCCGGUUCGCCCAGUCCUAGAGAAAGUAUUACGGAAAUCAAGAACGAGGGAAACGUGCGCAAAGAUUCCGAUGUUGGUAUUAUGAUACCGGUUCGAAACACCAAUACCACCAAGAUCAUAAGGAACGCUAGUCAGCCAGCGUUCACCACGCACGUGCAAGGAUUGCCGAAGAACGGAUCGGUCCCUACGUUCGACAGGAUGAGGAAAACUUCGUUCGGGGAACGAUUCAAGCCGACCUUGGUUCCUAUUAAGUCGUCUUCGCGCAAUACGGUCAACAGUUCCAAUGGUGAUAUGAGAAGGAGGAGGAACGAUUCGACAGGGUCGUUCAUCAGUAGAAAUAAUGCUAGUGAGGUCGAUGUGGAAAGCUUAGGCUUUACGUCCAAAUUGUCAAUAAGUAGUAGAAAAGAAAAGCCUCAAAUGGUACGACCGAUGUCCAGGAAGGACAUCUUCUAUUCCGGUUCCGUUUUGAACUUGCCCGAAUACAAGUCACAAAAAUCUUUGUCCAACUACAGGCAGAGCAUACUCAGUCUGCCUCAAUUGAAAGUCGAAGAUGAAGGCUCACCCGGUGACAUCUGCCCGUGCUUGGUCUUGCCAGACAGUUUCAAAUCUGCGCUAGCUCAAAUGUUGGAUGUCAGUCUACUGGAGAACCCCGUAUUUGUACUUAUAGGAAUUUCGAAUUUGUUCGGAAUGGCCGGACUAUAUAUACCGUUUGUGUACUUAGUUGAAUGUGCAAAAAAGGAUGGAAUUGAAGCAUCCAAAGCAUCAUUCUUGCUGUCAAUAAUAGGAAUAACGAAUACGAUUGGUCGAUUGGUGUGCGGAUACAUCGCCGAUUUUCCUCAAGUGAAUGCUCUUUUCGUGAAUAACUGUUGUUUAAUCGUAUCUACGAUAGCUGUAGCUUUGGUUCCAUUUUGUCAUACGUACGGUCUGUACGUCACCGUUGCCAUUUUUUUCGGAAUUGCCGUUUCCGGUUACAUCUCCCUAACCUCAAUUAUCUUAGUGGAUCUACUCGGUUUGGAACGACUGACGAACGCUUUCGGUCUGCUAAUUCUAUUUCGCGGCGCCGCCGCUAUAGUCGGCUCACCGCUAGCGGGUGCUCUAUACGACGCCACCGGCUCCUACGACGUCCCGUUCUACGUAGGGGGCGGGCUGUUCGCUAUUUCAGCCGUUACGAGCUUUUUAGCGCCGUGCUUGAAGGGAUUCGUCAAGUCCAAAGAACCGUCUCCGGGCGAAGGGCCGUUGGCGCCCAUCGACGAGGACGAAGAAGAGGAGGAUGAAGACGAGCCGAUCACGAUGGGGGGUAAUAAGCCGAUACCCACCAUCAUCGAGACGGCGGCCACGUCCAGUCCGGAGGAGAAGGAGGAGAUUCAACUCAAGGAGUCUGUGUUAUAAGUACAAAUUGAAAUUAAUUUUAAGUGUUGAUCAAAGUUUUGAAAUCGCCUAGAAAGAUAUUUACGAUUGGUUUCUAUUACUGCGUACUAGUAUUAUUAUGAGAGCGUAAAUGUUAAUUUAUUCAGGAGAGGAAAAAUAAUAAACUGUGAAUGUAAUAUGA